Messenger RNA from Yamadazyma jaroonii, 822 nucleotides. Lineage: Eukaryota; Fungi; Ascomycota; Pichiomycetes; Serinales; Debaryomycetaceae. The record is from the annotation of a GenBank genome assembly.
AUGGCUGUUUCUGAACGGAACAUGAAGAGAAAGGUGGAAUUAGAAGAUAUUACCAAUACAAAUACAAAUUAUAAUAAGAAAAUGAAACAAAUGAAUUUCAAGAAAAAACUACAACAAAGGUCACCAUCGCCUUUUGAAGGUGAGCUCAAAUCUCCAAAGAAGUAUAAAAAAGAUUAUGGAAAAUCAGUCACUUUCGAGAACAGUCCAUUAUUGACACCAAAAGAGGAGGACUAUCAAGACGAGCCAGAUAUAGUCGAGAUCAAUAUGGACAUACCUAGCUCUGUUGGUGACUGUGACUUAGAUGAUAGUGUUAACCCAUUUGAUGCAGUCCAAAAUAACGAUGAUGAUGACAAUGAUAUGUUUAAUGAUAGUGAUGAUAAUGUUAAUAAGAAAGAUCUUACAAAUGACCAUCUUGGUCAAACAAGUGAUGAACUUCAAUCCAGAGAGACUAAUGAUGUAUGUGAUCCCCAAAAUUCAACCACUGACGAACUAAUUUCAAAUCCUGAUUAUAUUGCACUCACAUCUUCCUUAAGAUUAUUGAAUAACAAUAAGUCAAAGAUUGAAACAGAGAUAUUACAGUUGUCAAAAUUGUACUCCAAUUUUGACAAUAUCCAAAAUGAUGGAGAGGUAAUUGAUUUUUUUGUCAAAUUAGUCAAAAAUGAAUUAAAUUUGCCAAAACAGAAUAAAAUUUUGAAGUCUCCAAUUAUUAAUUGGUCAAAAUAUAACCUCGAAGUUGAAAAUAAUGGUAACAAGUUCAAUAAGAAUUAUAAUGACAAACCUUUAUUUAAAACUUUGAAUUUGUUCAACAACGAAAGUAAGUAA